Messenger RNA from Dufourea novaeangliae, 897 nucleotides. RefSeq names its product myb/SANT-like DNA-binding domain-containing protein 3. Bases 1 to 897 code for a protein of 298 amino acids. The record is from RefSeq and is a predicted model, not a curated record. The transcript has 3 exons. Lineage: Eukaryota; Metazoa; Arthropoda; Insecta; Hymenoptera; Halictidae.
AUGGCUUCUUCGUCGCUGAAAAGCACACGAAAAACCUACAGUUUCGAGGAGCGAGAAAUAUUGAUAACGUUGAUAAACAAAUACGAGGACAUCGAGGAAAAGAAAUCUGAUCCUGUAUCAAUGUGCAAACGGAAGUCGGCUUGGUCCCAACUUGCAGACGAAUAUAACUCGCUGGUAGGUCCUCAAAGCGUACGUUCUGCUGUGCAAUUAAGACGCUGCUGGGAAAACAUGAAAGCUUGCAAACGUAAUCGAGAAGAGAAAAAGUUACGAACUAUUUCGAAAAGUUUCUGUCAAUUAUCCAAGGACCAUGCGCGCUCGAAAUGCUGGGAAAGCAGGACUCCUUUGUCAGAAGUUGCGAUACCAACCGGAACCGUGGGAUUGCCCCCAAAUGUGGUAUUCGAGCCAAAGGAAUCGGAACCGUUCACUCUGCAGAGCGUUUGCCCUUUGAAACCCUCGAAACAGAACUCGAGUGAGGAAAAUAACUGUAAAGAUUCAGAAUCAAUUUACAAUAAAGUUAAUUCGAAUCCAUCAUCGCACGGAUCGAUGAUCGACGGUUACGAAAAAUCGACGAAACGAAUCGAUACACCUGUUGUCGAAAGAAUGGAUAAAGAAAACACCCCGGAAAGGAGUCGUUUGAUUUUUAAGUCGAACGCGACGCAAACGUUUAUGUCACCCUCGAUGAUUCACGAGCAACCACGUAAAGUGAGGAGAUCUCUGCACAGAGAGGAGGAAUUGCACGUGUUGGCUCUUUCGGAGGCGCAGAUGAAGGUUGACAUCGCGGCCAUGUUGAAGGAGGAGGCCAGGAUUAAACUGGAAGAGGCUCAUUAUCGUAAAGAGGAGGCCAGGCUAAGAAUGCUUCUUUUUACGUACAAGCUUGAUAGAAUAAAAGAAGAUUGA